AUGAAAAUAACAGAUCAAGACGAUAAAGCAAUUAACUUAAGAGUUGAAGAGAUACGACGUGGAAACCUUGACAUUCUAUCUGCUUUGGGAUAUACAAUUAACAAUGGACGAUAUUUUAGAAGUAAUGGAAACACCAAUGAAGACCGCAUAGUGAAAUUGGAUUAUUUUUCCUAUCAACCGUUUUCGGUUAGCGCACUAUCAAAUAAUGAUGAGAUACGAAUNACACUAUCAAAUAAUGCUGAGAUACGAAUAUGUAUUCUACAGCAAGAUGUUUACACCCUUCCAUGUGAUUCCUAUCUCUUGAUAGAUGGAGAAUUCUCGGGAGUUCCUGCUGGCUCAGAUGUACAAUUGGUUAACAAUUGGCUAGCUCGCUGCUUCACUGAAAUAAGAUAUUUAUUGAACUCAAUAGAAAUAGAUAGAUCGCGUAUGCUUGGGAUAAUGUCUACAAUAAAAGGAUACGUCACUUUUUCACCGAAUGAUCAUACACGGUUUGAAAAUGCUGGCUGGAGUGUUGUAACUGCAAAUACGAGUAUGAAAUUCGAAGUAUGCAUACCUCUAAGGUUAUUAUUAGGAUUUGCCGAGGAUCAUAAAAAAGUCAUCGUUAAUUGUCGUCAAGACUUAAUAUUGCAACGGAGUGGUACAGAUUUAAACUGUAUUUACUCGACAAAUGAAAAUUUAUCAAGUUGUAAAAUUAUUUUGAGCAAAGUUAUAUGGAAAGUUCCACAUGUAAGUGUGUCGGAUGCCAUGCGGUUAGACAUGCUCAAAAUCCUGGAAACCUCAACACCGCUUCAAAUAGCAUUUCAAAGUUGGGAUCUAUAUGGAAAUCCCGGCCUACCAAAUAGUAAAAGACAAGCCUGGACUGUGAAAACUUCAUCGCAGACUGAGAGCCCGAGAUUUGUUAUUGUAGCUUUUCAAGUGGAUAGAAAAAACAAAAUAAACAAAGAUAGUAGUAGAUUUGACCAUUGUUCGUUAUCAUCUCUAAAAGUAUACUUGAAUUCGGAAUCGUACCCCUAUGAUAACUUGCGAAUGGACUUUUCAAAUGAUAAGUAUGCUGUACCAUAUCACAUGUACACUCAAUUCCAAGAGGCGUUCUAUGAAAAGGAGAUGGCGUGUCCUAUGCUGACAAAAACAGAAUUCAAGACAACUGCACCACUCAUUGUCAUUGACUGUUCGAGGCAAAACGAAAAAUUAAAAAAUGCGCCAGUAGAUAUUAGAUUAGAAUUUGAAUCUGAUGAAAAUUUUCCGACCAACACUACAGCAUAUUGCUUAAUUGUACACGACAAAAUGUUUGAAUAUAAUCCUAUGACUAAUGAAGUUCAUAAAAUAUUAUAA
This is a messenger RNA of Daktulosphaira vitifoliae (grape phylloxera), 1332 nucleotides long. RefSeq lists its product as uncharacterized. NCBI's taxonomy places the organism in Eukaryota, Metazoa, Arthropoda, Insecta, Hemiptera, Phylloxeridae. The transcript has 2 exons. Bases 1 to 1332 code for a protein of 443 amino acids. The record is from RefSeq and is a predicted model, not a curated record.